Messenger RNA from Xenopus laevis (African clawed frog), 2125 nucleotides. It is a transcript of the gene med4.L, whose product is annotated as mediator complex subunit 4 L homeolog. The transcript is spliced from 7 exons. NCBI's taxonomy places the organism in Eukaryota, Metazoa, Chordata, Amphibia, Anura, Pipidae. Bases 85 to 843 code for a protein of 252 amino acids. Gene Ontology annotation, cellular component: nucleus; core mediator complex; mediator complex. Gene Ontology annotation, molecular function: transcription coregulator activity. Gene Ontology annotation, biological process: regulation of transcription by RNA polymerase II. The record is from RefSeq and is a predicted model, not a curated record.
UGUCCGCGCUUUUCUCCACAUACGCGUUUCUCUUGAAUCCUACCCGGAACUGCUCGUCAGCCCGUCUCUGUUCCAUCCGCAGACAUGGCUGUUCCGGAGAAGAGCACGAAGGAAAGGCUGGUGUCGUUGCUGGACGAUUUGGAAGUUCUGUCCCGAGAACUUAUUGAAAUGCUUGCACUUUCAAGGAACCAGAAGCUCAGCCAACCUGGAGAAGAGAACCAAAUUUUAGAGUUAUUAAUUCAGAGGGAUGGAGAAUUCCAAGAACUGAUGAAAGUGGCAUUCAGCCAGGGGAAGAUUCACCAAGAAAUGCAGGUUUUAGAAAAAGAAGUGGAGAAGAGGGACAGUGAUAUCCAGCAAUUACAGAAACAGUUGAAGGAAGCCGAACAUAUAUUGGCAACAGCUGUCUAUCAAGCUAAGGAAAAACUGAAAUCAAUAGAUAAAGCAAAUAAGGGUUCAAUAUCUUCUGAGGAACUUAUUAAGUAUGCCCAUCGAAUUAGUGCAAGCAAUGCUGUAUGUGCUCCUUUGACUUGGGUGCCAGGUGAUCCCCGAAGGCCUUACCCCACUGAUUUGGAAAUGAGGAGUGGCCUACUGGGUCAGAUGAGUAACCUGCCUACCAAUGGAGUCAAUGGACAUUUGCCUGGGGAUGCACUGGCUGCUGGACGACUCCCAGAUGUCUUGGCGCCUCAAUACCCGUGGCAAUCAAAUGACAUGUCCAUGAACAUGCUACCUCCAAAUCACAGUAAUGAAUUUUUAAUGGAAUCCCUUGGGCCCAACAAGGAGAAUGAAGAAGAUGUUGAGGUCAUGUCCACAGAUUCCUCUAGCAGCAGCAGCGACUCUGAUUAAAUGUAGUCAGAAAGUUUACAGCCACUGGAAUCCAACCACUAGCACUGAUGUGUCUGCAUGUUGCCUAAGUGGCUUUACAUACUGAAGACUGCCAUAGUCAUGGAAGCCAUGGACUUUUUUUUUGUCAAGUACUUGGAAUAUUGAACUGACAUUUUGUACUGGUAUUUUUUGUGAUUUGUUAAAUAUAUAUAUAUAUAUAUAUAUUUUUGAUACUUUUUUUUUUUUUUUAAUAAGUAAGUUAAUUUGUCUGAAGGAAGCGGUCAUCCUACCCCAGUUAAUUAUUUGUAAAACCCUUGAAGUGCCUGAAAGGGAGGCCAGCAUGUGUUUUGGCACAGUGCUGUAUAUUGAAUGUGCUAGCUUUCAGCUUCAUUUGCCUUUUCCUUUCCAUCAAGACUUCAUUGUCCCAUUAGGAAAUGCUUAUUAUUGGGUUUGGUACAAAUUUAAAACUAUUGUAUAUAUUUUCAUUGGGUUAACUUUUCUUAAUGUGUCUGUUGUACAUAGUAUUUUGCUAGGUCUGUCUCUGUGUAUAAUGCAUAUCCAUUGUUGUGUUCAUAUGUAUUUAUGAAGGCAUUGACAUUUUCUAAAAAAUGUGUAUAUUGCCACAUGUACAUAGAGGUACAUUAGGUACCAUGCUUGUUAAACAUUCUGAGGGUUGUUUUUCAUUUUUCAUCCACAUUCCCUAUCCCAUUAAAUUGAUGGACUUUUGUAAACAAGGGUCCUUUUAGUAUGUAUAUAUAUAUAUGUAAAUAUUCUUAUUUUUAAGGAUAACCAUUUUGAAAAGGAGCUUGAGCAUGGGAUUGAGGUUUAAGCAAACAUAAAGUUUAUCAGGCAUUUCUGUGUGUCUUAUAUUGGUUCAUGCUUAUACAUGAAUGUUUUAUUGGAUAAUUGGGUUCUACAAUGGGUAAAGGUGGCCAUAGACGUUACAAUUACGAUCUUUCCUGGAAAAGAUCUUUCCAAGAAAGAAUGUUCAUAUGGUGUUUUGUUGGAGUGACAACAUAAGAAAAUUCCUUGCCUUUGUGGGGGUUGAGAAUCACCGCUGGUAAAAGAUGAAAAAUACAUAUGCAGGCAUUUUCAUACAAUUUGAAUGUUUUACUUCAGCCUCCAUAAUGGCAAGGAAUUUGUCCAUUUAAGGGCAAAACUCCAUGUGUGGCAUUGCCCUUAAAUGUACAAUAUACACGUGUUUAACAUGAGCCCAUUAAAUGAACAACAAAAACCCCACCUUGUUGGUACCUGCACAAUUCUGGGAGAAGAAGCUGGUUAAUAAAGAUUACCCUUCCAUUUA